Symsagittifera roscoffensis is the source of this 1020-nucleotide messenger RNA. Its product is annotated as transcription initiation factor TFIID subunit 8-like. The transcript has 4 exons. Gene Ontology annotation, molecular function: protein heterodimerization activity. Gene Ontology annotation, cellular component: transcription factor TFIID complex. The record is from RefSeq and is a predicted model, not a curated record. The coding region runs from base 4 to 819 and encodes 271 amino acids. NCBI's taxonomy places the organism in Eukaryota, Metazoa, Xenacoelomorpha, Acoela, Convolutidae. Gene Ontology annotation, biological process: transcription initiation at RNA polymerase II promoter.
CAAAUGUGUGCCAUCAGUGGAGAGCAGUUUGACAAGAGUCUGAUCUCGGCCUGUGCAUGCAUCCUCAGAUCUCUCGACGUCAACUCAGUCACUCCAAAGUUCAUUGAGGCGCUUGCAUCUAUCCUCAAGAUGUUUCUAAUCGAGACUGCCAGCAACACUCGGCGUUAUGCCGAACACGCAAACAGACAAUCGCUUCUGCCAGAUGACAUCAUAGCUGCCCUGGUGUCAAUCGGGUUUAAUGUGAGUGCAUUACCCCAAUACUACCAGCAAACCCAGCAGAAGUGUCUAUUGACUGGUUCUAAGAUGCCGACUGUGAGUAACCCGGAAUUAGAGGCCAGGCAACCGGACCCGAAGAGACUGAAGAUUGGAAAUCAAAUAGAGAAGCCUCCUUUCAUUCCCUCUUACAUGCUUCCUCUACCUGAGUCAUACACCUUUGCUGAGACAAAAACGUUCGCAAGAAUCAACGACAACUACCGCAUUAGCCGAGAACACUAUGCCACUCAAAGCCGAACAUCAGACAGCUCCCUAAUUGCAAUUCACCUCAAACAUUUCGCAUCAAGUGCAGCCAGUGUGACUGGCUAUGCUAAAACGCAGACGCUCUUUCAUUCAGAUCAAAAUCAAUUUCAACUUUUGAGUGCAGACGAAACUACUCCGUUGCAAAGUUUUCAUGCUAUUUUGGAGACCAGCGAGGCCCCUGUGUUACCUGAUAGAAGAAGAAAGCAAAAACUCCCACUUCGUAACCCGACCCGGCACCUGACUACAGAGCAAAGGGGCCCUCUCUGUCCCAUUUCUAGACUGACUGCUGAACUGGAAUCAUGAGCCAAAUUCGAGCCAGGACAUCAAUAUUCUAGCAACACGGGUGUUGCCGACGAUGAGCUUCCUUCUCUGCUGGCGUCCUUCGUUUCAAUAUGAGAUGUCACACUUUCCUCACUGGCUUCUGGGAGCAGCACCGCACCAUCUCCGACAAUAAUGAACUACAUCGACGUGGGUUGCUUCCGCUUGAAUAAGCCUGACAUACCA